Messenger RNA from Equus caballus (horse), 5835 nucleotides. RefSeq names its product adaptor protein, phosphotyrosine interacting with PH domain and leucine zipper 1 (gene APPL1). Gene Ontology annotation, cellular component: endosome membrane; cytoplasm. The record is from RefSeq and is a predicted model, not a curated record. Gene Ontology annotation, biological process: signaling; insulin receptor signaling pathway. Gene Ontology annotation, molecular function: identical protein binding; protein kinase B binding. Lineage: Eukaryota; Metazoa; Chordata; Mammalia; Perissodactyla; Equidae.
CGGCACGGGUGGCGACGGCGGCAGCGCCUGCGAGAGAGGGCGGGCCCGGGUCAGCUGCUGCAGGCGGGCCGGCGCGUCUCUUGCCGCCGCCCUCCUUCCGCCACGAUGCCGGGGAUCGACAAGCUGCCCAUCGAGGAGACGCUGGAGGACAGCCCGCAGACAAGGUCUUUACUGGGUGUAUUUGAAGAAGAUGCUACAGCUAUUUCCAAUUAUAUGAACCAGUUGUAUCAAGCUAUGCAUCGGAUUUAUGAUGCACAGAAUGAAUUAAGUGCAGCAACACACCUGACUUCAAAACUUUUAAAAGAAUAUGAAAAACAGCGUUUUCCAUUGGGGGGUGAUGAUGAAGUUAUGAGCUCUACUUUGCAACAGUUUUCAAAAGUUAUAGAUGAGCUUAGCUCUUGUCAUGCGGUACUUUCGACGCAGCUUGCUGAUGCCAUGAUGUUCCCCAUUACCCAGUUUAAAGAAAGAGAUCUGAAAGAGAUAUUGACAUUAAAGGAAGUGUUUCAGAUUGCUAGUAAUGAUCAUGAUGCUGCAAUUAACAGAUACAGCCGAUUAUCAAAAAAAAGAGAAAAUGACAAGGUGAAGUAUGAAGUAAUAGAAGAUGUCUACACUUCCAGAAAAAAACAACACCAGACCAUGAUGCAUUAUUUUUGUGCAUUAAAUACUCUUCAGUACAAAAAGAAAAUAGCGUUGUUAGAACCUCUACUUGGGUACAUGCAAGCUCAGAUAAGUUUCUUUAAGAUGGGUUCUGAAAAUCUCAGUGAACAACUGGAAGAAUUCUUAACUAAUAUUGGAACAAGCGUACAGAAUGUUCGCAGGGAGAUGGACAGUGAUGUCGAGACCAUGCAGCAGACAAUAGAGGAUUUGGAAGUAGCCAGUGACCCUUUAUAUGUGCCUGACCCAGAUCCCAUGAAAUUUCCUGUUAAUCGAAACUUAACCCGAAAGGCUGGAUACCUUAAUGCUAGGAAUAAAACAGGCUUGGUGUCAUCUACCUGGGACAGACAGUUUUACUUCACGCAGGGUGGAAACUUAAUGAGUCAGGCCCGUGGGGACGUAGCGGGAGGCCUGGCCAUGGACAUAGACAACUGUUCAGUAAUGGCUGUGGACUGCGAAGACAGGCGAUACUGUUUUCAGAUCACCUCUUUUGAUGGAAAAAAAUCUUCAAUUUUGCAAGCAGAAAGUAAAAAAGACCAUGAAGAGUGGAUCUGUACAAUAAACAACAUAUCUAAACAAAUAUAUUUAAGUGAAAAUCCAGAGGAAAUUGCUGCACGAGUAAAUCAGUCAGCUUUGGAAGCUGUCACUCCUUCCCCAUCUUUCCAGCAGAGGCACGAGAGCCUGCGGCCAGCAGGACAAUCUUGGCCACCGACAGCUCGAACCAGCAGUUCGGGAUCCUUAGGAUCUGAGUCCACAAGUUUGGCUGCCCUUUCUCUAGAUUCUCUUGUCGCCCCAGACACCCCAAUACAGUUUGACAUCAUUUCUCCCGUGUGUGAAGAUCAGCCUGGCCAGGCAAAAGCCUCUAGUCAGGGAAACAGGCGUACAAAUCCAUUUGGAGAAUCUGGAGGAGGUACAAAAUCUGAAACUGAAGAUUCUAUUCUUCAUCAGUUGUUUAUUGUCCGAUUCCUUGGUUCUAUGGAGGUGAAAUCAGACGACAAUCCAGAUGUUGUUUAUGAAACAAUGCGCCAAAUCUUAGCUGCCCGUGCCAUCCAUAACAUCUUUCGUAUGACAGAAUCACAUUUAUUAGUCACUUGUGAUUGUUUAAAGUUAAUUGAUCCACAAACACAAGUUACAAGGCUCACGUUUCCAUUACCAAGUGUAGUUUUGUAUGCUACACACCAGGAAAAUAAGAGGCUUUUUGGAUUUGUUCUUCGGACAUCAGGAGGGAGAAGUGAAAGUAAUCUAUCAUCAGUCUGUUAUAUAUUUGAAUCAAACAAUGAGGGAGAAAAGAUUUGUGAUUCUGUUGGACUGGCAAAACAGAUAGCUUUGCAUGCAGAACUGGAUCGUAGGGCAUCAGAAAAACAAAAAGAAAUAGAGAGAGUAAAAGAGAAGCAACAGAAAGAACUCAGUAAACAAAAACAGAUUGAAAAGGACUUAGAAGAACAGAGUCGGUUGAUAGCUGCUUCCAGUAGACCAAACCAAGCCAGUAGCGAGGGGCAGUUUGUUGUCCUUAGCAGCAGCCAGUCAGAAGAGAGUGAUUUGGGAGAAGAAGGAAAGAAGAGAGAGUCAGAAGCAUAAACUUAUCCUUGAUUUUGGUUGAUAUAUCCCCCCUUGGAAUUUAUUGAUAAUUUCUGUGAUGAAAUGGCACAAGGUAACAACUAUGUUGAAAUAUCAAGGAGGAGACUAAAGUUUAUAUUGCCUUGUUUAACUUCAUUUUUUAAAAUGAUUGACCUGAAUGACUUAGGUUUGCAUUGAUUUUUCUUUCCUUCACAAUAAAAUCCUAUGCAGUAACAUCAGAUUGCACGUGUCUAAAAGCAACCUGUUCCUCUCCCUGAAGUCGGUCGCUGAGGAACUGCGCUUGCUUCAUUAAGCCUUGUGCCUUCACAUUGUGAAUUGUCUUUCAUUGUGAUCGACUGUGACCGUAGGGAGUCAUUUAUUCUUCAUUAAGCCUUGUGCCUUCACAUUGUGAAUUGUCUUUCAUUGUAAUCGACUGUGACCGUAGGGAGUCAUUUAUUCUUCAUUAAGCCUUGUGCCUUCACAUUGUGAAUUGUCUUUCAUUGUAAUCGACUGUGACCGUAGGGAAUCAUUUAUUCUUCAGCUUUCGACAUUCAUGGAUAUGCUCCCUCUAUUUUAUUCGGAACAUUUUGCUGGCACUGAGGAAGCUUGCGACUGAAUAGGUUCAAAACUCUUUAUGUGGAGAAUUGUAUAAGUUUGCAUAUAUUUUAACAAUAUAAAAUGUGCAAUAGAACUUUUAUAAAAUAAUUAGGACAGAGGUUUUAGACUUCAAAUUGUGGCAGACGGUACUGUUGAUUUCAGGGCACUUUCUUGCAUUGCUACGUUUCCCUGAUGUACUACUCCUGAUGCCAAGGAAAGAAGUUUACGUGUCUUCAGUUCAAGAUUGAUAGAGCCCUUGGCAUUUUAUUAUCACAUUCUUAGUUCUCAGGUUGGGACUUGAAUUAUUGCUGCAGAGCAGUAAUGGUUAAAAGAAGAUUUUGGAAUUUAUUAAAAGGAUUUUUGUUUGUUUUAGAUUAGGACUUAACGUGUAAAGAUAUUGAUACAAAAUAAUACACCAUAUUUUCUGCAUUGCGUGAAAUAAUUUUUAUUGAAAAACACGUGAUAUUUCAAAAGAAGUUCUAUAACAAGUAUGUUUCCUGCUUAAAGUAAAAAUUCCCAGAGUUUAGUUUAGAAAAUGUAGUCUUUUAAAUUUCAGACUAAUAUCCACAGUAUUUUCAUAAUCCCGUGUUUUGAUAAAAUGCUCAUCACCACUUUAUAUCCACGAAGGCAAAUAACUAAUAUAUGAGAAUAAUUUGCACUAAUUAUUGUAAAUACUUGUACUCUUCAAAUGAGUAAAAGGUCUGAUUCCAUGAAAGGUUGAAAAGAAAUUGAAUGCUUGGUGUAGGAGAGUUAACCAAGGAAGGAUUUUAGCCUGGUGCCAAGGUUAAAAUGACAUUUCUCUACUGCCUACUUCUAUGUCAAAACUUGAUUUUUUUUUUCUUUACUUGGAUUUUUAACAUUGCCGAUAGAAAUUAUGUUCUUAUGUUUCGCAUGUAAAAGUAUAUUAUAGACAAGUUAAAUAUAUUGAAUAAACUAUUUUACAUAGUCAUGGAUUUAAAGUUUUCAAGAGAUUAGUGACUAAGACUAAUUUUACAAGGGAAAAAAAGCCUUUUGUUCUUUGAUAUAUAGUUUCUUCUUCUUAGUUCUGAGUAGAAAUGGCAUCUGUUUUUUUCUCACAAUAUAGUUUGGCUGUUUCACACUGUAUAUACACUAUUUUCUGUAGGAAUGGGAUAGAUAAUUAUAUAUAGGAUCAUGAUAUUCAUUUUAUCCAUGUGCCAAAUGGGAAUAAUGAUUACUUGAUAAUCGUUAUUUUGAAGCCCUGUGUUACCAAAACAUUUAGUAAAAAGGGAGAAAUUUAUGGAAUACUUUUUCUAAAAAGUUUAUUUUUUGCUUACUAAAGGGAAUGCAUUCACAGUAGUUUGUGUAUCAUUCCUUCUGUAGAAGUUGAAAUUUCUUCUGUGGUCAACACCUGAUUAGUCAUGGCAAGUCCUGCUUUUAAGACCUUUUUGAGAAUUAGUUAAGCUUUCUGUUUCAUUAAGUCUUUUGUUUAUACUAGUGAGUUGUCACCUUGCUUAGUUCAGAUGAAACUUGUCACCCAACAAGGGUGGUCAGCAUGAGGAGGCAGUUUUACUAGGCUGGUGCUUUGCCUGGUAGCAAAGUGCUGCCCUUUGUUAGCACUCUGGGUCAAAGUGGAGGCUAGAGUUAAGGGUACUGGCAAACUUAGGGAUUCUGGACAGAUUUGUAGUUGCUGUUAAGUCAUGUUUGAUAGGAAUCUCCACAGUAACACACUCAUGUCCACAGGCCAGACCAAAGCGCAUUCCAGCACCAAAUAGGAGUUGUGUAUGGGUUUAACAAUGUUCGAUGAUGUAACUUCUGUUCCAUUACUAUCGUACUAUAUGAACUAUUCCAUUACUGCAGAUAUUUAAGCAUCAACUUUAAUAAACUCUCUUUUUUAUUUAGGGAAGAAGCUGAUCUUUGUUGCUCUUUGAAACCCCUUCUAGCUCUGGAAUGCUUGAGUGGUAAUUGUUAGAUUUUGGAAUACCUUUCUCAGAUUCAGUCUUACAUUUUGUGGUUUUUAGAGAUUAACAAAGCUGAUUCUUUAAAAUGAAAGAAGUUGUCUACCUAAUUCUGCUAGGCACUCUGCUACCCAUAUGAAUAGUACUUUUAUAAUUCUAGUAGUGAAGUAAAUAGGUAGGAAACCUAUUAUUCCUUCUCCCUUUUAAUAUUUUGAAAACUUUCUAACAAGGGACUGAAACUGUUACCUUGUGCAGAAUCCUCAAAGCCAGUCUAGUUUUUGCCAUGUCUACAAUGAUUACUUUGUGUUUAAUUUCAAAAGAAUUCUCAGGCUCCACAAUCUAGGGGUGGUAAAUUUGUGUUACCUUUAUGCUUGAGAAAAAGAUAGUAGGGUGUGCAUAACAUUCUACAUAACAUAUCUUAUGUGGUAGAGGCAUCUGAGUUAAUUUUGAGUUAUAUAUAGGAACUACAAGUAUUUUAGAUUUAAAUCUUAUAUAAAUAAUGCUUCAGGUCCUAAGAGCUUGUGUGUUACAAAACCUUCUGCCAGUUGACUUAAUAAAGUGAAAAUAUUAACAUUGGUUUUGACAACAACCUCCUAGCAUUCAAACUGUACUUUAAAUAUUAAAACACACUGAUUGUAGCAAGCAACCCUUUCAUUUUAUCUUUAGCAAGUUUGACUUACUUUUUCAUGAGAUUUUGUUCUACAUUAAUUAAUUAAUACAUAAAGAUUUGAAACUGGAACUAUACUUUUUAACCAAUCUCUUGUGGCUAUACUCCUAUGUAAUUAACUUCAGUUAAUAUGAGAACUGGGGAUUAAGUUAUAACUAAUGUGCGAAACUGCUUUGUAUAUUUAGUGAUUUUGUAAUGUAAGUGAAUUGGUUAAUUCUUCUUUCACUGAUACUAUUAAUCAUGCAGUAUAAAAUUAAAGAUCAUGCUACAUUUCCCUUUAGAAUUGGAUUUGAAGAGCUCGACUUUAUGUAAUGGUGGCAUACAUGUGGAGUGGAGAACUUAUUUUUUCAUUUUGUCAAAAUAGGUAUUCCCUGACAUGGCUUCAGGAAAUAUGCUGUUAGGAGAUUUUUAAUGUAUAAUAAAGUUCAUAAUUUUUGUACAGUC